This is a messenger RNA of Suillus plorans, 5454 nucleotides long. Its product is annotated as Ion transport protein-domain-containing protein. The transcript is spliced from 23 exons. NCBI's taxonomy places the organism in Eukaryota, Fungi, Basidiomycota, Agaricomycetes, Boletales, Suillaceae. Gene Ontology annotation, biological process: calcium ion import across plasma membrane. The record is from RefSeq and is a predicted model, not a curated record. Bases 1 to 5454 code for a protein of 1817 amino acids. Gene Ontology annotation, cellular component: voltage-gated calcium channel complex; membrane. Gene Ontology annotation, molecular function: high voltage-gated calcium channel activity.
AUGUCGAAGCACCUUCAACGCGCAUCUCUCCGCGUUGUUAAUCUUUCAGGCCACGCCUUGGACAAUUCAAUCCGCAUACCAGAUGAAGACUUCGACGAUGGCGAGUAUUCUCCCACACAAGAUAACAAGGAACCUCUCGAAGAACAAUGGAACGAACAACAAGUGUUCCUUACCAGAAAGCUGACUCCCUUACGAGGGCGCACUCUCGGUUUCUUAGAGUCCUCCAGCACGUUUCGUCUUCGCUUCUAUGGCUUCCUUUCUCACCCAUGGACCGAACCUCUGAUACUUUGUUUAAUAAUUCUGACUGCCUGUGUAUUGAUAUCUCAAGCGUCUCACUCAGUCCUUCUUCCCUCGGAUCAGUCUAUGCCGACCUCACUUAAGGGUUUCUUUUUUGCUUGGGAGGAUUAUGUUCUUUUUGGGUUGUUCACCCUAUUCACGUUUGAAGCAAUUGCGCGAAUAUGCGUUUCUGGAUUUCUGCUGGAUCCUGAAGUUCCGAUAUCAGCUUUCUUUGUAAAUGAACCUUCUUCACGCGCCCAUAUCCGGAAUCCCUCACAGCCAACUUUCUUCUCCCGUGCCCUUCGGUCAGACCAAACACCUUCGGACGUGAUCUCACUACCAUUCCGAUUAAACAUCGAUAAUGCACGCGACAAGGUGUAUCGUAAUAUGCCAUACUUGCGCCAAAGCUGGGGAAGAAUCGACUUCAUCGCCAUUCUCAGCUUCUGGUUGAGCUUUGCACUCGCGAUGGCAGGCGUGGAGCGUGGGUCUCAUCAUGUCGCUGCGUUCAGAGCGAUGACUGUGCUGCGAAUAGCAAGACUUCUCGCUAUCACUUCUGGAACUACUACAAUCAUGCAAUCACUGAAGAUCGCUCGGCCGCUACUUACUAACGUGGCAUACUUUGUUGUCUUCGCUGCGGUGCUAUUUUCGAUAAUUGGCAUCCAAUCGUUCAAGGGUUCUUUUCGACGGAAUUGCUAUCUUCAGCCCACCCUCGGAGAAAAUCAAACGCAAAUAUCCCAAUCUUGCGGUGGUUACAUUGAUCCGGGUACCUUAAAUGUCUCUCCUUAUUUACAAUUGGAUGGUACAUCAGCCUCCGCGGCCAAGGGUUAUAUCUGCCCUUUGGGGCAGGUUUGUCAGGAGGGAGACAAUCCAAACAAUGGCAUCCAGAGCUUCGACAAUAUUUAUUAUGCCGCGCUUCAAGUUGUCGUCGUGACUUCAGCCAAUGGCUGGUCCUCGAUCAUGUACUCGAUCAUCGACGCCGAAUUUUUUAUCUCCUGCUUCUAUUUCAUUGUCUGCAUCCUCGUGUUGAAUAUCUGGCUUAUCAAUCUAUUCGUUGCUGUAAUAACGAACUCGUUCUCUGCCAUACGUGCAGAUACACAAAAGAGUGCCUUUGGUGCUGCACCACUAGGACUUGUCGUCGAAGAGCAAGAAGAGGGUUGGUCAGACGGGAAACACAUUUCUCAGAGCAACUCGCUCAAGGAAUUCUACACCCAUACACGCUGGUGCUGGGUAUUUCUGGCUCUCACGUCACUCGUGGUACAAGCCACCGCCAGUGCUGAUAUGAGCGACAUGCAUCAACAGAUACUUGACAAGUCAGAGCUAGCGCUUACAGUGGCCUUCGACAUCGAGAUCAUCAUGCGCAUUGUAGCAGAGCUCCCAGCUUGGCGAAGAUUCUUCCAGCAUGGGAACAACUGGCUGGAUCUUGUGUUGGCUGUGGGGUCGAGUGUUAUUCAGAUUCCGGCUAUUCACAACUCGGAGCUAUACCCCUGGUUGACGAUAUUUCAACUAGGGAGGUUCUACAGGGUGAUUCUAGAGUUCCCGAGAAUGAAACCGCUCAUGGCGAGUCUACUCACGGUCUUUGGGAAUCUUUAUGGUCUAGUGAAUAUGACACUUUUCUUGCUGCUCGUCAACCUCCUUGCCGCGUUGGUCUGCGUGGAGCUCAUUCGUGGUGAUAUGAACGACUCGAUUGGGUUGAAUUUCGGACAGUUGUGGAAUUCGUUCCUCGCCAUGUAUCAGAUCUUUUCCUCCGAGAAUUGGACGAAUGUCUUGUACUCGACAGCAAUUGCAGAGAUUUCCCUGGGGCAGGCGGUGAUCGUGAUUAUUUUCUUAUGCUCGUGGCUUAUAUUUGCAAAUUUCAUCGUGAUGCAGAUGUUCAUCGCCGUCAUUCACGAGAACUUCAGCGUCGCAGAAGAAACGAAGAAGAGUAAACAGGCAUCGGACUACUGGGUUCAACACCACCCACAAAGGGUCACGCACAAUAGUUGGACUCGCAAGUUGAAUCCGUAUCGAUGGAUCAAGGCGGAUCCCGUUCGCGUCAAGGUCGAAAACCUUCCUUCGAACCUGGUCUUACCAAUGCAGAAAACGCUUGUGCAAGAUUACGGGGUUGUUAGACAGCACAACCGAAACGGGGCUGGUGCGAGGCAUCUGCCUUCAAAAUCGUUGACGAUGCUUCAACAACUGUUUUCUGGGACUACGGAUUCUAAUGAUGUGCCGUUGGCGGACUUACGACAGAGCCGUCGUGAGUCGACAGCAGUGCAAAAAGAAGAGACGGAGCGUUAUCUCGAUAUUCUCGCCAAGGCGGGCAACGGCACCGACACGACUGAGAACGACCAUGAUGAGCAUUCCGAGCGGAAGGCGCAGAAGGCGGACUUUAUCAUUGACCACCCGACAUAUGAUAAGACCUUUUGGCUUUUCUCGCAGGAAGAUCGUCUCCGGAAUAUGUGCCAGAAGGUUGUCAAGCCUGCUGGCGGAGAGCGCCUAUUCGGAGCCCCACCCUCCGACGUUGCCCAUACAUUAUUUCAGCUCAUGAUCUUGUUGACUGUGCUUGGUGGUAUCAUCACGGAGGGCGUAGCCACCCCUUUGUACCGGCGCAAUUACUACAUGGAGCACGGCAUGGUACGUGGUACUUGGUUCAACAUCGCCGAGAUUGCGCUCGGUGUUCCUUUGCUAGUCGAAUUCAUUAUCAAGAUCAUCGCCGAUGGUUUCUUGUUCACUCCAAACGCCUACGUCAAGAGCAUAUGGAAUAUCCUGGACUUCAUUAUACUCAUCGGUAUCCUAGUAAACUUGUCAUUCACGCUUAUUUUUGUCAGUGGAUUGACUCGUUUCAUCCACGCACUCAAAGCUCUUCGAGCUCUCCGCCUUGUCACCUUGAUCGAGAAGAUGCGAAACACAUUCGAAUCACUCAUUAUUUCCGGGGUGACUCGUAUCUUGGAUGCCGCCAUUUUGGCGAUCCUGUAUCUGAUUCCCUUUAGCGUUUGGGGCGUCAAUAUAUUUGCAGGAUUAAUGAAUGAGUGCAACGAUACCAGUGUCCAAGGCCUCGACGAUUGUACCAACGAGUUUGUCAACACAAUAUACGGCACUUCUUUCGGAUAUUUGGCCCCUCGUGCCUGGGACAAUCCUUCACCUUCCACGACGUUCUCCUUCGACAACUUUCGAUCUUCGAUGCUCAUUCUUUUUGAGAUUGUAUCGUUGGAGGGGUGGAUUGAUGUGAUGUUGGCCUCGAUGAAUAUUACUGGGAAGAACCAACAACCGCGGGUCGACGCUUCGCAGAUCAACGCUAUUUUCUUCGUCAUCUACAAUUUGCUAGGAGGCGUUGUAAUUCUGACUCUUUUUGUCAGUAUUAUCAUCGGAAACUUCUCAUCCAAGACGGGUUCUGCAUUCCUGACCCAACCUCAACGAGAAUGGAUUGACCUACAGAAACUGAUCAAACGCCAGAAACCGUCGAAGCGUCCUCAGACUCGGCCUACUCAACUGUUACGAGGAUGGUGCUACGACCGUGCGAUCCACAAGCACGGCUGGUGGACGCGAAUGAUGACGUGCUUCUUUGUCGUACAAAUUAUCGUUCUCAUGUUUGUGCCUCUUUCUUUCCUGGUUAGCGAUGAACUCAUUUACGACUUCUCGCUGAUCAUCACAACGAUGUAUGUCGUCGAUAUCGCAGUUAGGUUCUACGGUGUCGGGUGGAGGAGUUUCCGAGCCAACGGGUGGAAUUUGUUUGAUGUUGUGGUGGCCGGCGGCAGUUUCAUCACGACGUUGGUCGUUCGGUUUGGGUAUAUGGGGUUUGCCGUUGAGCAGCUGCAGAAACUGUUCCUCGUCAGUAUCGCGUUCAAGCUCGUGCAGAGGACCAACAGCCUUAAUCAGCUCUUCAAGACUGUCAUGGCGAGCUUGCCCGUCAUCUUGAACCUCCUGGGCCUGUGGUUCAUACUUUUUAUCUUCUUCGCCAUCAUGUACAUGGAGGUCUUCGGCUUGACCAAAUGGUAUUCUGCAGAAACUCACACUCAGAAUUACCAAACCAUGGGUUCGGCGCUCGUGAUGCUCGCAUUCAUGAGUACGGGCGAAGGCUGGAACCAAUACAUGCAUGACUUUGCUCUGGCAUAUCCGCGGUGCACUAUCAACACUAGUGGGCUAGUGGAAACGGAUUGUGGAAGUACCGCUUGGGCGUUCUCCCUCUUCAUCGCUUGGAACCUUCUGAGCAUGUAUAUAUUCGUGAACAUGUUUACUGGAGUCGUCGUGCAGAAUUUCUCCUACGUUUUCCAGUCGACUGGCGGAGCAAAGGCCAUCACUCGUGAAGAAAUUCGUUCGUUCAAGAAAACGUGGGCGGAGUAUUCCAACCCAAAGACUGGGCUGCUCGAACAAAGGCGAUUGGUUCCGUUCCUAGGUAAAUUAAAUGGGAUUUUCGAGGUUCGCAUAUACCCGACUGAGUACUCCGUUCCAUCCAUUGUCUCGACGUGCAAAGACCUCCGGAAGAUUGCGACGAAAGCAGGGACGAAAGUGGAGACGACAUUGAAUCCACGGAAAGUAAACAAGGUACUGAGAAAGGUCGACUUCGACAUUAUAAAACAGCGAAGAGCAGUGUAUUGCCGGCUAUUUCACGAAGCCAGCAUUAUUGACAGCCAUCGCAAAGGCAUCUCGUUCACCGACAUGCUUUUUCUUUUGGCCCACCAUAAGCUGAUUGUGGACCGCGACGCACUAGAGCUGAAGGAUCUAAUCGUGAGACAAGGGACGAACAAACUUGUGUCAGAUUUGGUGAACCUCGACCGUGUUCGUUCUUUGCUGAAAAUGAUAUCACUGCGACGAAGAUAUUUGGCCAAGCGAGAAAUGACACUCAGUGCGCAAAGAGACAUCCCCGCUAUUCAAGUCGACCCUGCACCAUCCACUCCACCCCCAUUAACUCGCGAUAUCACUUCACCUCGUAGUGACCACGGUCGUUUAGACAACAGCCCUUCUAGUCCAACUCCCUCUCCCCGAACACUUGGCCCUUCCCCAGAGCUUAAUGCCUGGGAUCAUUCCUUCCGCAGUAGUCUGCAGCGCUCCCGCAGAACAAGCGAUGUCAGCAUGCUUUCUGCCGACAUGGGUCAUGGUUACUGGAGAGAUAGUUCAUUAGACAUCGGUGAUCAAGAAGGCAUCGUGUCAUCCAUGCAGCGUUCUAUAUGGGGUGGUACGUUAUCGGCCUCUGAGAUCUGA